Messenger RNA from Rubroshorea leprosula, 1532 nucleotides. The record is from the annotation of a GenBank genome assembly. NCBI's taxonomy places the organism in Eukaryota, Viridiplantae, Streptophyta, Magnoliopsida, Malvales, Dipterocarpaceae.
AUUUCCAUUUUCAAUUUUGCCCCCCAAGAUUAAGAUAACAAUAACAUGGCAGAGCAUCAUGAUGAGAUCAAGCAAAGGCAUUUUGUUCUAGUACAUGGGCUAUGCCAUGGUGCCUGGUGCUGGUACAAGCUCAUCCCUCGGCUUCAGUCGGCCGGUCACCGAGUCACAGCUGUUGAUCUUGCUGGGUCCGGAACCAAUUUGAAGUCAAUCGGACAAGAUGUUCUCACAUUUGAUGAAUACACUGAACCAUUGUUGAAGAUAUUGGCUUCACUUACUCCUAAUGAAAAGGUAAUACUAGUGGGACACAGCCUUGGGGGUCUCAAUUUGGCCCUGGCCAUGGACAGGUAUCCGGACAAGGUUUCGGUUGGUGUUUUCUUGACAGCAUACAUGCCGGAUACCACAAACCAGCCAUCUUAUGUCAUUGAUCAGCGUUUUGAGGGUGUCACACAAGAAAUGUUGUUGGAUACUCAGUUUAUUUCUCCCGGAAGCACCCAAAAUCCUCUCUCCACCAUGAUUUUUGGCCCAAAUUUCAUGUCUAAUUGGCUCUAUCACCUAUGCUCAAUGGAGGAUGUGGAACUAGCAAAGACCUUGGUGAGGGCAGGGUCGUUAUUUCAAGAAGAUUUAUCGAAGGCAAACAAGUUCUCAGAACAAGGAUAUGGAUCUGUGUCACGCGUAUUUGUUGUGUGCAAGGAGGAUAAAGCCAUAGAUGAGACGGCCCAGCGCUGGAUGAUAGAAAACUAUCCACCUGAAGACGUGAUGGAGAUUGAUGGUGCAGAUCAUAUGGCAAUGAUGUCAAACCCACAAGAACUUUGCGAUUGCCACAAGGUCACGGUGCUUGACCUUGCAGGUGCCGGGAUCAACUUGAAGGAAAUUGGCAAAGAUGUUCUUACGUUCCAUGAAUACAGUGAGCCAUUGUUGAAGAUUUUGGCCUCAUUGCCUCCUAAUGAAAAGGUCAUAGUCGUAGGGCAUAGCCUUGGCGGCAUGAAUUUGUCUCUGGCUAUGGACACCUUCCCGGACAAGAUUUCAGUUGCUGUUUUCUUAACAGCAUUGAUGGCAGAUACCGUUCACAAGCCAUCAUAUGUCUUGGAUAAGUAUUUUGAGGAUGUCCCAAAAGAUAUAUUCUUGGACACACAGUUCACACCCUCUGGUACCACUGAACAUCCUGUCACCUUAGCAAUCUCCAGACCGAGAUACCUUUCUUCCAACCUUUACCAGCUCUCCCCCACUGAGGACUUGGAACUGGCAAAGACAUUGGUUAGGCCAGGAUCAGUGUUUCAAGAGGAUUUGUCCAAGGCAAAGAAGUUCUCUGAUGAAGGCUUCGGAUCUGUGACCCGAGAUUUUUUGUGUGCGAUAAGGAUAGAUCAAUAAGCCUUAAGUUCCAACGCUGGAUGAUCGAGAACCACCUAAAGAUGUUAUGGAGGCCAAGGGAGCAGAUCAUUUAGCAAUGUUCUCAAAACCACAUGAAGCUUGCCAUCGUCUUUUGGAGAUUGCCAAUAAGUAUGCUUGAUCAAAAAUAGACUUCUAAGUUCUAA